Molecule: messenger RNA, 1387 nt
Organism: Exaiptasia diaphana
Lineage: Eukaryota; Metazoa; Cnidaria; Anthozoa; Actiniaria; Aiptasiidae
Product: C-Jun-amino-terminal kinase-interacting protein 4
Exons: 3
Coding region: 134-661 (175 amino acids)
Biological process (GO): vesicle-mediated transport
Cellular component (GO): cytoplasm
Molecular function (GO): MAP kinase scaffold activity; kinesin binding; signaling receptor complex adaptor activity
Source: RefSeq, a predicted model, not a curated record
UCGGUGUAAAUUUGUCCGGUGUAGACGCCUAAUAUGAAAAAACGAGGUAGAAAAUGUAAAUUUUUCAGUGCUUCCGGAUAAUUUGUGUUUUCUUCAGGAUCUUCUCUAGUGUGCCAGAUCUUUUUAACUCAAAAUGAGUGACAUGGAAACCGACGAGGAAAAGAAAGAUGAAGUCUAUUCUAGUGGUGAAGAAGGUGCUCAAACUGUCAUGUCCGAACGAGUGUCGAACAUGGCCAACAGCAUUUACAGCGAAUUUGAGCGAAUGAUACAGAAAUACGACCAAGAUGUGGUAUCAGGGCUUAUGCCAUUAAUGGUAUCAGUGUUGGAGCAGCUCGACAGUGCUUACAGUGACAACAACGAACAACUUCUGGAGCUGGAAAUGCUUAGUGACGAUAACGAGCAACUAAUAACACARUACGAAAGAGAGAAGCAGUUAAGAAAGCUGGCCGAAAAGAGAUACCUAGAAAUAGAGGAUCAAGUGGAAGCAGAUCAACGUAAUGUCGAAAAUAAUAUUGAUGCUUUAACUCACGAAAAUAAGGGCUUGGAAAACAGGGUGAAGAGCUACCAAGACCAUGUUGAAAGACUAGAAGAGAGAAUAUCUGAAAUGAAGCGACAAUAUGAUAGUCUACAUAAUAGACAUACAGAGGUAAUCCAGUCAUGAAUGAAAUUAUUAUAAUUACAGGCACUUUACAACCAUCUACUUAGACCUCAUGGACAAAUUGACUAUUAAAAGCUGAAUAGGAUAUUUGCCUUGUAGUCCCUUUUGCCCUGAGGUCUUAUUGCGUUAGUUGACCAACAUGACAAAAUGCUUUUCAUACUUUUCAUCUGUUCAUGGUCUAUUAUGAAAAGAAUAUUGUUAGAGAGCCAAACAGGGAUUUCUAUUGCUUGCUAUCAACUUCAAAUUGUUAUGCUACAGGUUCAUUUCUUGGCUGGUUUGUGAUUUACUUCUGAAUUAUGCAAUCAUGAGAAGUUUCUGUAACGAYGUAGGUUUUAUUCUGUUCCUCACGCUUACAUAUAUUUCAUGGGUCUAACUCGCCUCCUAAAGCUGGGUGCAAUUCACGUUUUCGUACUCCUCGAGCAACUAUACUUUUAGCUGGUACCGCGGUCGAACUCUCUGCCACGCACAAAGCGCGACUCCUUAAAAGAGUCUACCAAGGCCCAAGGGACGGUAAAUAAACAACUUAACAUUUCAAAGCUACCAAAUAAGACAGAAAAUAAACUUUUCUCUUUUUUAUCGCAAUUUGCGAACAAUUUGCUCAAUUUCCGUGCUUUCCGAUUUGCGGUGUAUGAUGCAUUUGAUCUUGGAGACAUAAUUGUUAAGAUUGAUCCAUGCAUUUCGUACAAUCAGUUUAUUUAACAUGCGGUGUAUAAUGAUUUUUGAGACAUA